UUGCAAUGCACUUGACCAAAGCAUUACAGAAGAGAGACACGACCAGAUCUCUCUGCUUCUCUGCACAGCUAAAAUGAGGGUCUUCAAAAGCAACGAGCAGCUCUGUAUUGUAUUAGUUAUUAUGUGUUUAACUUCAGUGACUUCUCACAAGAAGACGGGCUGCAUUCAAGUGAAUCACUGUAAGUAUAUCGUGAAUGACGGCUCGGGAGUGAUCGACCUGGCGGCCCUGGGCGACUCGGAUGGCUUUCUGGUGAGGUAUGGAAAGGUGCCCGCCGCGGACGUGUCUGAGGGUUCCGAGAUUCUGGUGUCCUUCAGCCCGUGUCACCCCUUCAGCGAGCCCGUCGCGGAGAUCGCUGCCACAGAGUGCCUGGACGUGGCUGUGUGCCUGAUAGUCAGACAUCACGCUGGUACAGGGCAGGCCCGCAGCUACCUAAACUUCGGAAGACACGAGGGAGGCGAGUUUAAUUACAGCAACCAAACGCAAACCCUCUCUGUGACUUACCCCGCCUUGUACAGGAGCUCGACAAAGACCAUGGUUCACUACCGCUGCAGCGGCAACCGCUCAGUCUCUUACUCCCAGGUCUUGUCCAGCCCCGACGCGUUCGAGAUCUUCGUGCAGAGCCCCUGCGCCUGCCCCAACCGCUGCUACCUGGAGGACGUGGGGCCCGGAACCAUCAUACUAAUCAUCCUGUGUCUCGCUGCCGCUGCUUAUUUCAUACUGGGGUCCUGUGCGCUCCGGCCCAUCAGAACUCCCAACGGAAUCCAGAUCGUCCCCGAAGAGAACAUGUGGUGCGUUUUGUGCUAUGCCUUCGCGGAGAAGCAGGGGCGCAAGCGUCGGAAGAGCUACUGCUUGAAGGGGGACACGUUUUGAAGCAGCACUGGCCGAGGCGGCCUAAUGCUUUCUUAGCCAACCCUCCCACCCCCCCCUCCUUAUUAUACACACACUUUGCAAUAACAUGCAAAGCACAUUUCUAUGCAAGUAAUCUUAAUGGGAAUGUUGGAAAUAGAAACAGCUUCUCUGUCUCUGUCUAUUUAAAAAGGGGUAGAACAGGGGUCUUACUAAAGGUGUUUCAGCUUUAAGGUAAACGAUCACAAAAGCAAUACCAUUGAUCGUCUGUCGUCAAGACUAUUAACACAACAGGAUUAAGGAUUAUUGAGUGUGCUGGUGCGUUGGAAUUAGUGAUACAAUAAAUACAAUAAUAAUAAAAAGACCACACGUUUUAAUUGAGGUACGAAAAGAUAUCUUUAUUUUCCCCAAAAUAUUACAUGUAUACUGUUCCAAUCUAGAAUAGGAAACACUGAAAUAUGUAAAUACAAAUAUACUUUUCAAAUCAGAUACAGUACAAUGCUCCACCUUACCAGGGAAUUUGAUUUGAACAAGAUAAACCUGCUUUAAACAAAAUAGAAAAUAAAAACAAAGCCUUCGGAGCAAUUCAAAUUUUUUUGUUCUAAACCUUUAUUAACCAAAAAAAACAACAAACUUUGGAGUAUCAUAAAAAUAUAUUUUUUAUACAUUCUGGUUCUAUCCAUUCCUGGUAAGAAUUAUAGAAUUCUGUGUUGCAGUUUUUUUUUUUUGGUUAAAUUUAAUUCUGUAUUUAUUAUUUAUUCUGGAGUUAGACACAUUAUUAAUAUCCAUCUUACUUGGGAGUCCCAGACUCCUGUGCAUAGCUUGAAUCCCUUUCCAGAAAGAAAAAAAAAAAAUGAACAGAUUUUAAACUUGUCAAGUGCUGUUGGAAUGGGCAUCAUACAGUCUGGAGUUUUCAGAAAACAGACUCGUGCAAAUGUGUGUCAAAGCAAGCCCAUUGAGUGAACUGGUCAUUAUUCUUCCACCCUACAAUAUAGUGUGUUGUAUCCAUGCCACGCAUACAACAGUGCCAUCAGCUACAAACCCAUACAAAUUGUGACGUCACUGUAGCUACCUGUGAUAUUGAAACACCUGGGACUGGACUACAAAACCACUGUAAAAUCAGCGAGGGUGGAACGCUACAGCAAUUCUCCAAUACUUUCUUGUAUUUUAAUAUUGCACAAUAUUAUUGAUCAGCCUUAACUUAAAAUAGGUUU
This is a messenger RNA of Polyodon spathula (Mississippi paddlefish), 2061 nucleotides long. RefSeq lists its product as uncharacterized. The transcript has 4 exons. The record is from RefSeq and is a predicted model, not a curated record. Gene Ontology annotation, cellular component: trans-Golgi network. The coding region runs from base 74 to 871 and encodes 265 amino acids. NCBI's taxonomy places the organism in Eukaryota, Metazoa, Chordata, Actinopteri, Acipenseriformes, Polyodontidae.